UACCGUCGACGUGACCGUCGCCGUCGUCGUCGCCGCCGCCGCCGGUGGUGGUAGUAGUAGUAGUAGUGAUACCGGUACCGUCGCCGGUGGUAUCCGUAGUAAUAGUAGUAGUAACAACGGUAGUGGGAGGCAGCCUGGAGUGAGAGAGGCACGACCGGGACGAGAGAGACGGAGAGAGAAAGAGAGAGAGGAAGAGAGAAGGAAGAGACGGGGACCACGAGGACGGCGACGAGGCGUCAUCGUCGUCGUCGUCGCUCGUUCGCCACCGUCGCCGCGGUGGCGAGAUAACCUGGUUUUCCCGCUGAGGAACGAUCGCCGACUUGAAUCUUAACACGUACAUUGGGAGCGCCGCGUGCGUAAAAGAGAGAAAGAGAGAAAGAGAGGAGCAGCAGCCGCAACGAAGGUCACCGCCGGUCGGCGAGCAGCGCUCGCUGUCACUGCGAAUCGCUCAUACACCCUCAUCCUCCACUCUCCCUUCCUUCACGUUCGUCCACGACUUCCCCUAUAUUCCUGCCCCCUUGUCAUCUCCUUUUCCUUCUCCUCCUCAUCCUCCUCCUCCUCUUCCUCCUUCUCCUCUUCCUCCUUCUUCGCUGUCAUCACCUCCUCCGUCAAAGGAGGAUUCCGCUGUUCUGAGCCAUGGCGUGCUGCCUGUCGGAAGAGGCGAAGGAACAGAAACGCAUCAACCAGGAAAUCGAACGGCAAUUGCGGAGAGACAAGCGGGAUGCCAGGCGAGAACUCAAGCUGCUCCUACUCGGAACCGGCGAGUCGGGCAAGUCCACCUUCAUUAAGCAGAUGAGGAUUAUCCAUGGCUCCGGCUACUCGGACGAGGAUAAGAGGGGGUUUAUCAAACUUGUGUACCAAAACAUUUUUAUGGCGAUGCAGUCCAUGAUCCGGGCGAUGGACCUCCUGAAGAUCCAGUAUGGCGAUUCCUCGAAUAUAGAAAAAGCGGAACUGGUGCGGAGUGUCGACUUUGAAACGGUGACGACAUUCGAGAGCCCGUACGUGGGGGCAAUCAAGGAUCUGUGGGCGGACGCGGGUAUACAGGAGUGCUACGAUCGUAGACGGGAAUACCAGCUCACGGACUCCGCCAAGUAUUACCUUAUGGAGAUAGAUCGAGUCGCGGCACCAAACUACCUCCCCACAGAACAGGACAUUCUUCGUGUGAGAGUGCCCACCACCGGUAUAAUUGAAUAUCCCUUUGACUUGGAAGAAAUCCGAUUUAGUUAUCUUAGUGACCUAGAGCGUAUUGAAAAGCCUGAUUUCCUUCCGACCGAGCAAGACAUCCUCCGGGCACGAGCUCCCACCACCGGAAUUAUAGAAUAUCCAUUUGAUCUGGACUCCAUCAUAUUUAGGAUGGUAGACGUCGGUGGACAGAGGUCGGAAAGAAGAAAGUGGAUCCAUUGUUUCGAAAACGUCACUUCAAUUAUAUUUUUAGUAGCUCUAAGUGAAUAUGAUCAAAUUCUAUUUGAAUCGGAAAACGAGAAUCGAAUGGAAGAAAGUAAAGCACUGUUCAAAACGAUUAUAACAUAUCCCUGGUUUCAACACUCCUCUGUUAUCCUGUUUCUCAACAAGAAAGAUCUGUUAGAAGAAAAGAUUAUGUACUCUCAUCUUGUCGACUAUUUUCCGGAAUAUGAUGGUCGACAGAGAGACGCUCUCGCAGCUAGAGAAUUCAUUCUAAGGAUGUUCGUUGAUUUAAAUCCGGACAGCGAGAAGAUUAUUUAUUCCCACUUUACGUGUGCCACAGAUACGGAAAACAUCAAGCUUGUAUUCUGCGCUGUUAAGGAUACGAUCAUGCAAACCGCGCUUAAGGAGUUUAAUCUUGCUUAACGCGACUGUAUAGAUAUAAUUAGCAGAUUCUUGACGAUAUUAUUUAAUAUUUAGACGCCGAGAAUGACGUAUUGUAUAUAUAAUGGAUUUAUAACAAAACUUAUAACCAACAAAUAUUAUAGAAGUGGCCAAUUAGUAAAGCGAUUGCUUGGCAGAUGUUAUUUGCAUAUUUGUCAAAUAUUAAUGUUGCUUUUUAACAUUUAUUCCGGAACUUAAAUCUGUGUCAUUCUAGGCGAUUAGUCGUCGACUGCGAAUAAUUUUACUUUUGAAAACUUUGAAAAUAACUGCCAGCUUUACCGUUGACAACAACAAUAUACAUUAAGUAAAAAAUAUAUUAUUAAAGCUCUGUAAUCCCUAAAUAAAAGAAAUAUAGCAAUUGA
Messenger RNA from Acromyrmex echinatior (Panamanian leafcutter ant), 2207 nucleotides. RefSeq names its product G protein alpha q subunit (gene Galphaq). Gene Ontology annotation, cellular component: heterotrimeric G-protein complex; cytoplasm. The record is from RefSeq and is a predicted model, not a curated record. Gene Ontology annotation, biological process: adenylate cyclase-modulating G protein-coupled receptor signaling pathway. Gene Ontology annotation, molecular function: GTPase activity; G protein-coupled receptor binding; G-protein beta/gamma-subunit complex binding. Lineage: Eukaryota; Metazoa; Arthropoda; Insecta; Hymenoptera; Formicidae.